AUGGAAGACGCGGCCCCUACCAAGCAAGAUCGUCGCAUCUACAAGGUGCUGCGUGACCGAUGCGAUGCCCCUCGCGUCCUCUUCUCCACCGAGGAUCCGCUCGUCCUCGUGCGCCAUGGCGACCGGUGCCACGUCUUUCUGUUCAGCACCAAGUACUAUACCUACAUGGUCAAGAGUAAAGGUUUCAAGUUGUAUGCGGUGUGGGCAAAUCGGCAGCUGUCGGUGACGGCUCGGUCGGACCAGAUCACCCUCACCUCGCUUGACCCGCACGCCAUGAAAGCAACGCCGCAGUCCCACAAGGAGACGACGGACGCCGCUGUCAACAGGUUCAGCACGGUCACACUGGAGACGAAAUCGGCGCUGAAGGCAGCGGAGGUGGAGGAGCGUAUAAUGUACCUCGUUGAAAGUGCGCAGCGCACGGCGGCGGUGCUGGAGCAGCAGGAGCGUGGCAUUGCGCUUGAUGGGGGCCGCUACCUUGGCGACAACGAAGACGACGCCCACUCCGGCAGCUCCUCUGAUAGCGAAGACGGGGACGGCGGCGGUACGUCCAUAUCCGCGACACUCGCCUCGGCAGCCGCUCGUGCAGCGGUUCAGCAGGGAGACGGAGGGCGCAAAACGAAGGUUUCCGAGGGGGGGCUGCACAUGUCCCCAUCGCGCUACAUCGCCAUCACAUCCCUUGUGGAUGGCGAGUUUGCUGACUACACGGCGCUCAAGAACGCGUACAUGCGGCAUGAGGAGGAGGAUCUGCUGCGGGACUUGGGCGUCUUCAUCAAAGAGAACGAAGGUCAGGUGGAGGCGUUGUGCGAGCAUCACUACCCGGCCCUCAUCCACGCCGCACAGCAGUGCGUGAGCAUCUCUGAGCGGGACGCCGAGCUUGUAGGUGAGGAGCUCAGCGGCGCCACUGCCCUCGUGCGCUCCGCUGUCGUGAACAUGAAGAAGGCUACCUCCAGCCUCCUCUUGUCACGCAGCACCCGCGACAACCUGCAGCAGGUACACGGCCUUCUCUCCAAAGCCAUCGCCGUCGCCGAGCACCUCGAGACGGCGGAGUCACAGACGCAGCGCCAGCAGCUCGUUGGGGCGGUGGCCACGCUGCGUGAACUGAUUCGCCUGGCCGCACCCCUUAGCGAGUACGCCAUUGGCGAGUACGUGCUGCAUGUUCGCAUCCCGGCACUCAUGCAGGAUGUCUUCAGCUACGCCGUGCAGCAUCUCAACAACUGGCUGCGUGUCCUGCGGGACAAGGCGUAUCCCAUUGGGAAGGCUGCGAUGGAGUGGCAAGGCACCGUGACCGCCGGCCGCCUUUCCUUGCACCUCGUCAUGGCCGAGGCAAGCGAGCAGUGGUGGCUGAACGAGGAGUUCGUGCCAGCGCAGCUGAAACUGGCGCCGUUCGCCGAGGCGGAGGCAAUUACUGCGGUGUCCAACGGUGCCGGAAUCCAAGCCGUCUUCAUAGAGCUGCACCGCGAGGAGUACCUCGACAAGUACUACACAGAGGGCCGGUGGCAACAGGCGCGCGCUGAUCUGCUGGAGUGUCCGCUGACGCUGGCGAACCUGUCGCCUGCCGAGGUGUUCAGCAAGUUCCGCGAGUACUGCGCCACCGCCAUGGGGUUCAUUUUAAUCGAGGACAUAGUUUACGGCGGCACCUCGCCGCACCUUCGCUCCCGGGCCGAGAUCAUCCAGCUGUGGGCCAGCCUCUCUGCCAAGAUUGCCGAGCACGCCCUCAAGGUGCUGCAGGUCCUGCUGGCAAACCCUAGCGAGACAAGCGAGGCUGUCCAGCAGGUCCAGGUACUACAGUCGCUCAUCCGCUGUGCCGCUGACAACGUGAAAUGUGUCGAGCUAAGCAACCUGCCCCUUAUGCGCGCGAUGGAGACGGCAAGCGACCAGCUGAUCAGCUCAUGGCUGCAGCGGGCCUGUGUCGACUGCAUGCAGCUCAUUAUGAGCGAUACGUUUGCCCCCGCCGUGGCCACGGAUGCCGCGCAAUACGCCGAGCUUGUUGCGCGCUUCUGCUUCCACAGGUGCACGUCUCUGGAGCUGAGUAUCCCAAGCGCCUACACUAGUGGCGCCCUAACGCUGCCCUACAGUGCUGUCGUGCCGCGCAUCGGUGAGUGCGUUCUCGGCUUUCUUACGCAGUGCUACUCCACCAUCAUCACCGACACGUCCACCGUCGUGAUGCAGUCGGAGCUGAACAACGUGGAUGAGAUGCUGCUCAAGUAUCUGACAGUGCUCUUCCGCACAGUGGCGGAGUCGAUGCAGGGUCAGCUCAUGUCCAUCGAUGCGCGAGCCGUGCUGCAGCUCGCAGUCUACGUGACGAGCUGCUCCAUGAUGCCAGUGCUCAUAUCGUGCGCGGAGCAGCAGUACAUGCUGCACUGGCAAUGUGAUUACGAGCGCGAGAAGGCGCAGACAAUGGGAGCACCGAAGCUGAUGGCACACUGCGUCAAGUUCUUCACCAAGUCUCUGCAGCUCGGGAUUGAGCGGCUGCUCUCAGCGAUCAUGAAGGAGGUCGAGGCGCGGCUGCAGGCCGUAGACUCCAUGUCGUACUGGAAGGCGCAGGUCGAGGCGCGCCGACAGAACAGAAAAGAUAACGGUGAGGCCUUCGCGUCCUGCGUGGAGUACAUUCUCAUGAUGAUUCCCAAGCUGAGCUCUGUCCUGCAGAGCACCGUCGUGCGCAGUGUCGUGGGAACGGCGAUCACGCGAGCAGGAGUUCUCAUGCAGUCCAGCUUGCACACAGCCAUCACAAACGCCUAUCAAGACGGUGCGCGCGACUUUGGUAUAUGGAAAGAAGCCAUCGAGGAGUACGAGAGGCAGUGCACUAUGGGUGUCCCUCUGUGGCAGCGCCGUCUUGGUGAGCUUCUGCCGGGUAUCAGUGGGGCACAACGCUUCCCACUCAACGCGGCGGUUGCAGCGCAGGAGGUGCGGCAGUGGAUCGAUCCGAAGGAGCAGGCUUACAAGGCGAGCCAGCCACAGAUCUUAGCUGGCAUCGAAGGCGCCGGCAAGGCUGUGGCGAAGGGUUUCCAAGCGGUGGGCAAGGGCGUCGUUGCCAGAGCCAGUGUCUUUGGGAAGGGGUCACAGCAGUAG
Messenger RNA from Leishmania major strain Friedlin, 3069 nucleotides. RefSeq lists its product as hypothetical. The record is from RefSeq and is a predicted model, not a curated record. Gene Ontology annotation, cellular component: membrane; exocyst. Bases 1 to 3069 code for a protein of 1022 amino acids. The transcript has a single exon. Lineage: Eukaryota; Euglenozoa; Kinetoplastea; Trypanosomatida; Trypanosomatidae. Gene Ontology annotation, biological process: intracellular protein transport; exocytosis; Golgi to plasma membrane transport.